Molecule: messenger RNA, 3795 nt
Organism: Besnoitia besnoiti
Lineage: Eukaryota; Apicomplexa; Conoidasida; Eucoccidiorida; Sarcocystidae
Product: ATPase/histidine kinase/DNA gyrase B/HSP90 domain-containing protein
Exons: 12
Coding region: 1-3795 (1264 amino acids)
Biological process (GO): DNA topological change
Molecular function (GO): DNA topoisomerase type II (double strand cut, ATP-hydrolyzing) activity; ATP binding; DNA binding
Source: RefSeq, a predicted model, not a curated record
AUGUCGAGAGAUUCUUCUUCCGCAGAGAGAGAGAGAGAGGGAGGCAAUCCGCAAAAGGCAGUGAAAACACGCUGCUGCGCUGGGCCUUCCUCUCUUUGUCGCUCGCCGUCUCCGCCCCGUCGUGUCUGCUCGUCUGCGGCCGCGCGGUCUGCCUGGUGUCCCCUGUCGCCCUCCUGUCUGAGCCCAGCGUCCCUGCGCUCUCGGUCUCCUCUCCGUUCUUCUGUUUAUUCUUACUAUCCUCAUUUUUAUUCUUCUGUGCGUCGACCUUCGAACUCCUGCGGCUGUGGCGCUGUCGGCGGGUAUCCCACGGGUCUCAGGGGGAAACGGCGCGCCCUCGUCUCCUCGCUUGUAUCUUGCGUCCUGUUGCUCUCUGCGUUCGCGGCGCAGGCGCCUCAGGCGACCGCAGUGGCGCGAAGCCGCGCAGGGACGUCUUUCUGCCGCGUGGCGCCGCCCUACCCGCCGGAGCUCUCAGCGUCGUGCUCGCCGCAGACUACGUGCCAUGGCCUCUCUCAAACAAGGCCCCGUGCGGCUCUCGCCUGCUGCUCCCCGCGAGGCUCGACUUGGUCUUCGGAGUCUCUGCGCCCUUCUUGUCGCUCGUCCUCUCCUCGCCAGUCCACCGUUUUUUCUUCUCCCUGCUCGCCUCCCUCUCCGUCUCGCUUCGCUUCUCCCUCUCCCUUGUCUCUGCACUCUGUAGUCGGCUUUCUGGCCGCGCCUGUAAAUUCAUCGUCUUUCUGUUUGUCUGCUGCGCCUUCUACUCCAUCCUAUUCAACUUCUUCACGGCUGUCUCUCCUCGUUUCCGCUCCUCUCCAGUCGUCUCCGUCGUCUGUUCUGCCUGCGUUUUCUUCUGUUUCGCCUUCCGUCUUCUCGCUGCGCGACCGCGGUUCUUCGUCUGCAGCUUCGUCUUGCGUCUCCUCACUGCCUUCCUCCUCUGCGGGAACAUACACAGCGGGCUCCAUUCGAGUGCUCGAAGGCCUGGAGCCCGUGCGCAUGCGUCCAGGCAUGUACAUCGGAAGCACAGACUCUGAGGGCCUGCACCAUUUGGUCUGGGAAGCGCUGGACAACGCAGUGGACGAAAUCGAAAACGGCGGAUGUCGAAACAUCGUCGUGAUUCUCCACCCCGACAGACGGCGCGUGACGGUCGCCGACGACGGGCGCGGCAUCCCAUGCGACAUGCAUCCGCAGACCGGCGUCUCUGCGCUGGAGACAGUCUUCACGAAGCUGCAUGCGGGCGGCAAGUUUACGCCCUCCGCUGCGCCAGCGACCUCUUCAGGCGCCGAAGAGAAAAGCAGCUACGCGAUUGCAGGGGGUCUCCAUGGCGUUGGCAGCUCAGUCAUCAACGCGCUUUCUUCUCGGCUUCACGUCUCUGUCCUCCGCAACGGGGGCCUCCACGAGAUGAGUUUUAGUCGCGGCAGAGUCCUCGCGCCGCUGCGCGUGCGGCCUUCCUCGCCUGCCACAGGGUUCGGCGAGGCGGCGUCGAGAUGGAAGGAGCCGGCGGGUCCUUCGCAGGUGAGUGAGAGCUCGGCGCCGGAGUCAGACGGGGCGCUCGAGCUUCGGCGAAGGCGAGACAUUCAGGACUUCGCGACUAGCGCUUUCGCGUCUUGGCCGCCGUCCGCUGGCGCCUCUGGCGCGGAGCGAAAUCCGUUCGAGCUCCUCUUCGGCCCUACGCCCGCGGCCUCGGGCACCUGUGUGAGCUUUGAGGUCGACGGCGAAAUCUUUGGCGACGAGCUGCGUCUGGACGGGAGGAAAAUCGAAACCCGACUCCGAGACCUCGCCUACCUCCACCCGGCGGCCUCUUUCCAGUUCGUCGAGCUGCCCGCUGCGGCGGACGCGCCGCAUCGCAGGCCUGACGGCGCCGCCGGCGAAGAGGGCACAGCCAGCGAGCGUUCAGAUGGAGGCGAGCUCCAGACCGAGACGGGAGAGUGCGAGGCGUUGCGGGCGCUGCUCUUUAAGGAGCCUGGCGGGCUCGACGCCUACAUUCAGCAUCUGUCUGCGAACCUCACGAGUCUCUUCAGCGAGGCGCCUGUCAUCAGCAUCAACGGCUCUCAUCCGAGCUCGGACAUGUCUUUGUCGGUUCGGCUCUUCUUCUCCUCGCCUUCGGCUUUGUCCUCUUCGCCCGCCGGAUCUGAGGGCGCCGCAGCCCCAGAGGCGGCGCCCGCGCCGCGCUCGUCAGCGUCGGUCUCGCCGCUGUCUUCGGAGACGCUCGCGUCUUCUUCCUCAGACUUUUUUCUCUCCUUCGUGAACAGCAUCCCGACGCCUGAGGGCGGCGCGCACGUCGAAGGCGUCCGCGCAGGCUUGACGCGUGCCAUUCAGCGGCUUUUGCGCCUCUCCUCUGCGGCCGCCGAGGCGUUUCCCUCGGGGCGCGGGAGAGGUACGGCGACUGCGAUAGGGCGAACGAGCUUCCUGCGAGGCGACGCCAGGCGCGGCGCGCGCAGAGGCGCACAGGGCGAGGCGGACGCGGAGAAGGCGCUCACCGUGCAGGGCGAGUUCCUCCGCGAAGGCCUCGUGGGCGUCGUCAGUCUGAAGAUGCGCGAGGCCGAGUUCGAGGGUCAAACAAAGAAGAAGCUCGGAAAUAAAAAGGUCAAGGGCAUCGUGGAGGAGUUCGUCUGCGAGGCGCUCGUUCGGUACUUCGAGACGCACUCGCAGAACUUCCAGCGCGUCCUCCAGAAGGCCGCGACGGCCCGCGCGGCCGCGGCCGCUGCUCGAGCCGCCCGCGAGUUCGCCAGGGCCAAACAGCAGGCGACGAGCUCGCACUCCACGCUUCUUCCAGGGAAGCUCGCGGACUGCAGCCCGACAAACGCCGCCGAACGCAGGUCUAAGGAGAUUUUUAUUGUGGAGGGCGAGAGCGCGGCUGGGAGCGCGAAGCAGGCACGGGAUCGCCGCACACAGGCGAUUCUGCCUCUCCGCGGCAAGAUUCUGAACGUGGAGAAACUCGGGAAUUUCCGGCGGAUUUUUGAGAACGAAGAACUAAAGGCGUUGAUUGCGGCUCUCGGUAUUGGAGUAACGAAGACCGGAGAAGUGCGCGCGGAUCUGGAAGGCUUGCGGUACUCGCGCAUCAUUAUCCUGACGGACGCGGACGUGGACGGGGCUCAUAUUCGGAGUUUGCUGCUCACGUUUUUCUUUCGGCUUCAGCCGGAACUCUUCCGCCGGGGUCUGGUCUUCGUCGCCUGUCCUCCGCUCUUUAAAAUCUCCCAUCCGCCGACGCCUAGACGCCUGCUCGAGGAGGCCACGGAGACGCUGCGGAGAUUUCGCGCCGCGCCGGGCGGGGAGGGCCGCGGUCGGGGCGACCCCGAGGAGGCGCGCGAGGGCAAAGGCGCGAGCCUCGCAACGGAGUCCUACGUCUGGAGCGAAGACGAAGUCGAGAAGAUCUUCCAAGUCCUCCGCGACUUCCGAGCGAGCAAAAAGGCUCGGCUGCGGAAGAAAAACGCAGAGGACCGCAGUCUGCAGGGCGCAGGGGCGGGCGAAGAGACCCCGAGCGAGGUGAAGGACGGGAUAGGAGAGGAGGUAGAGGAGGAAGGCGACGCGGCGGGGGAGAGCGGCGACCGCGGCGGCGAGACGCGCUUGACGCUUCCCGGCGUCUCGCUGCAGAGAUUCAAGGGCCUGGGAGAGAUGCGUCCCGAGCAGCUGCGCCGGACAACCAUGAGUCCGCAGACGCGGAUGCUGAAGCGCAUCUCCAUCGAGGAUGCCCAGGAGGCAGAGAAAAUCGUCGUGAGUCUGAUGGGCGACGACAUCGAGGCACGCAAGCGCAUCAUCGCCGACGCGAGCGGCGAAGUGUUCCUUGAUGACCUCGACGUGUGA